Molecule: messenger RNA, 2580 nt
Organism: Gossypium raimondii (Peruvian cotton)
Lineage: Eukaryota; Viridiplantae; Streptophyta; Magnoliopsida; Malvales; Malvaceae
Product: ABC transporter G family member 7
Exons: 12
Coding region: 132-2294 (720 amino acids)
Cellular component (GO): membrane
Molecular function (GO): ATP hydrolysis activity; ABC-type transporter activity; ATP binding
Source: RefSeq, a predicted model, not a curated record
UUAGAGAAUAUCUUUUCCCGUAGCCCAUAGCUUAUUGAAGCUCCUGCUUGCUUUCCUUUGCUUCAGCAGAGCGACACAAACGAAGAAGAAAAGAAAUAUAAUAAAAUAAUUUCAAAAUUAUUUAUAUAAAUAUGGCGUUUGGCGCCAAAAAGGUGGGCCAUGUGGUCUCUGGUAUUGGUGGCAACGGAAUGGGCCAGAUUUUGGCCGCCAUGGCCGCCGCACUCUUGAUUCGCUUGUUCUCCGGGCCUGGCCCAGCUAGCUUGCCGGAAGAUGAAACCUGUGAAGAAAACGACUCCGUCAACGGAGAUGAUGCUCCGCCAUCAGCUGGCAAAGUUCUUCCGGUCACCAUAACGUGGAGGAACAUCACAUGUUCCCUCUCCGAUAAACACUCAAAAUCAGUUCGCUUUCUGCUUAAAGAUGUGAGUGGAGAGGCAAAACCUGGAAGAUUACUCGCCGUAAUGGGGCCAUCAGGAUCAGGAAAAACCACUCUGUUAAACGUUCUGGCGAGUCAGAUUUUGGCAUCACCGCGGUUGGCGUUGUCAGGUCUUUUGGAGUUAAAUGGGAAGCCCAGUUCAACUAAAGCUUACAAAUUUGCUUAUGUCCGACAGGAGGAUCUUUUCUUCUCCCAGUUGACAGUUCGAGAAACAUUAUCUCUUGCUGCAGAACUUCAGCUUCCAGAGAUAUCUUCCAUAGAAGAGAGAGAUGAAUAUGUGAACAAUCUCUUAUUUAAGCUAGGCUUGGUCAGCUGUGCCGAUUCAAUUAUUGGUGAUGCCAAAGUUCGUGGGAUCAGUGGUGGUGAAAAGAAACGCUUAUCAUUAGGUUGUGAACUGAUUGCAAGUCCAUCUGUCAUAUUUGCUGAUGAACCCACAACUGGACUUGAUGCUUUCCAAGCUGAGAAAGUAAUGGAAACUCUCCGCCUGCUUGCACAAGAUGGUCAUACUGUAAUUUGCUCAAUACAUCAGCCUAGAGGUUCGGUAUAUGGUAAAUUUGAUGACAUUGUGUUGCUAACAGAGGGCACACUUGUUUAUGCUGGCCCAGCACGUGAUCAGCCGCUGGAAUACUUCUCCAGAUUUGGGUACCAGUGUCCAGAUCAUGUAAAUCCUGCUGAAUUUUUGGCUGAUCUUAUAUCCAUUGACUACAGUUCUUCUGACAGUGUCUACUCUUCUAAGAAAAGAAUUGAUGCUCUCGUUGAAGCAUUCUCAACACAGUCGUCAGCAGUUCUUUAUGCCACUCCUCUUACUGGAAAGACUGGUCCUAAGCAGGGCAUGAAGUUUGGCAAGAAAAUCGCUGCUAAGAGGAAAGGGGGAUGGUGGAGACAAUUCUGGUUGCUUCUAAAACGUGCAUGGAUGCAAGCUUCUCGUGAUGGACCAACAAAUAAAGUUAGAACUAGAAUGUCAAUUGCAUCAGCUAUAAUAUUUGGAUCUGUUUUCUGGAGAAUGGGAAGAUCUCAAACGUCCAUACUAGACAGAAUGGGUUUGCUUCAGGUUACUGCAAUAAACACAGCAAUGGCAGCUCUCACAAAGACUGUGGGUGUAUUUCCCAAGGAACGUGCAAUUGUAGACAGGGAACGUGCUAAGGGAUCUUAUGCAUUGGGACCCUAUCUUCUUUCCAAAUUGAUAGCUGAGAUACCUGUGGGAGCAGCAUUUCCUCUAAUGUUUGGUGCUGUGCUCUAUCCCAUGGCUCGCCUUCAUCCAACCUUUUCCAGAUUUGGAAAGUUCUGUGGAAUUGUGACUGUGGAGUCUUUUGCUGCAUCUGCAAUGGGUCUGACAGUAGGGUCCAUGGUCCCAACCACUGAGGCAGCAAUGGCCUUGGGACCCUCUCUUAUGACAGUCUUCAUCGUGUUUGGAGGGUAUUAUGUAACUGCAGAUAAUACACCAAUCAUCUUCCGUUGGAUUCCCCGUGCUUCUCUAAUAAGAUGGGCUUUUCAAGGGCUUUGCAUCAAUGAAUUUACUGGUCUUAAAUUUGAUUGUCAGAAUUCCUUUGACAUUCAGACAGGAGAACAGGCACUCUAUCGGUACUCCUUGGGAGGAACAUGUAUCAGAGAUACAGUUAUAGCGCAAAGUAGAAUUUUGUUGUUUUGGUAUAGUACCACUUACCUUCUCCUCGAAAAAAACAAACCCAAAUACCUGCAGCUAAAGGCGCCUGCAUCUGAGCAGAUUGAACCAAAGCUAAAGCUUGAACCUUUAUUAGAAACCGACCAACCUCUCCCACUCAAACAAGUUGAACAAAAUCAGCAAGUUGAAUCAACUCCAGUAGACCAAACUGAACCAUUCAUCCUAGAAGGUGCUAAGUAAAGGAGAUAUCUUUGCAAUAAAGGAGGGUCUCAUGCAUUUUCGAGCUACAUUUACAUCAAUGGUAUACUUUCCCAUGUAAAAUAGCUCGUCUGUAAUGGAUCUUUAUGACGUCCAUAUGAACCAUAUCUGUGCUACACUUAACAGAUAUCUUCUGUCAUCUCUUGUCUAAAGAGUAGCUAAAACCAAGAAAAUGUAGUUUUCGUAAUGCAUGAUGCUAUGUUGAAACUAUCCUGGAAUCAUGAAACUUUUAGGUAAUAUAUCAUGUUCGAAUCUCUACCUUUUAGGA